Molecule: messenger RNA, 1554 nt
Organism: Amoebophrya sp. A120
Lineage: Eukaryota; Dinophyceae; Syndiniales; Amoebophryaceae
Source: the annotation of a GenBank genome assembly
GUGAACGCCAGAAUGGAGCGGUAAGCGUUCCGCAGUGCGCUCGCCAGAAUGCGCCCACCAGCGGACGGCGGUGACGCCGGUGAAGCAUCGUCCGACGACGACAUCAAAAGCGGAUCAUUUUUGAAACUACACUUGUCGUAUCAGCUGUACUGCCUUUUCUAGUGGACACCGCGACGCAAUUGAAAGGGACGACGCCUGGCGCCAUACAUCUCGCUCGCUUCAGACUGCGGAAUACGCCCUCAGACUUUCUCGCGCUCCCUACCGUCAUCACUCUGUUCUGUUAUCAAUCAAUCUGAAGAAUAAUUAUCAAUACUCUGCUCACUCCCGGCCCAACAUUCAAAAAAACGCGCUCAAGCACUAGAACAGGCCGCGUUGCGUUUUUGAUCACAAAGGCGCCCCGUGUGUGAUUUCUGCACUCGAAUCGCGAUAAGAGGAGGCCGGCUUUGUCCUUUUUUGGCCUUCGAAAUUGCCCCGAUCGGCUUCCUCUUAUCGCGAUUUGAGUGCAGAAAUCCCCACACAAGACGCGCCCGCGUCGCUUGUGGACUGCAGAAGGCAACAAUCUUCUUCAACAAUGACGUCAGCGCAAUCUUCUUCACGAUAAAAACAACUAUUUCUUCACAAUUCGAGCGCAUCCAUUUGGUGCGUGUAUUUCUUCACACUUUCUACACAUAGCUUUCUACAAAUAGCAUUUUUCACAAAUAGACCUCGUGCCGUUUUUCGCGAAUAGACCUCGUUCUUCUGCGUCGAUUCUUCUGCGUCUGCGCUUCCGACCUCAAGGCUCUCCGUUCCCGCCCUCCAGGCAUUCGGUUGCGCAUUCCCACUGACUGUGUAAGCGAAGUUCCACGUGCGUGUGCGGUUCCCGCUUUGCCAGCGAAGGCCCACGCUGAGACCUGUUCGUUCGCGCCGCGACUUCGAAACCUGGGCGGGGGUUGGUGUGGAUGAAUACAAUAAACGCUCUGACCUAGCCCCGAAAUUUCACAAAUGCCGUCUAAUCCCACAACGCAGAAAGUUCAGAACUCAGGUAUCUACGUGCAAAAAAUAAACGACCUUCUCUGUUUCCGGCGGAGGAACAUGUGCUCGACGCCUUUCACGUUCGUCAGCGCUGUGUCGCGUAGAUGCCAUGGCCUUUCCCUCGGAUGUGCUCGAGCGCCUCGCCCCGUCAUCAAGUGCGCGGCUUGUCGGACCGUGUCGACUAUCAGAACCCGAAAAAGCGGCUUUGUUUGCCGCUUCAUGUCUUCUUGUUAUAGUAGGGGUCGUUUGGGCUCAAGAAGAGCGUUGUGGCCUACCGUGACCAGGACGCCAAAAAAAAAACGGGCCCUGUCAUCAUGAUUUUUAAUACUGGAGAUAUAAUCUUUGACAACCGUCAAGGACAACGAACCGUAUAUCUUUGACCACCGUAAAGGUAAAAAUCGUAUUCGUGAAAGUCAACUUGGUCUUCUAAGCAAUAGCUCCAGAUUUCAGAGUGAGUAAAAAGUGAACAUGAAAGAAGUGGCGUCUAUUGGUACGCGACGGCACUGCAUAUGAAAUUACCUCAAGAGGGUCGGUCUCGGUGAU